UUGGCACCGACUGCCUCCGUUCGCGUUUCCCCCCUUUGUCUUGGGGCACUCACCUUUGGCGACCAGCUACAGGAUCUUUACGGACAGAUCACCAAGGAAGAAGCUUUCAAGAUUCUGGAUGAAUUCUACUCUUGUGGAGGCAACUUCAUAGACACAGCCAGCGCCUAUCAGCGCGGCCAGUCGGAAGAGUGGCUCGGUGAAUGGAUGGCCUCCCGCGGGAAUCGAGACGACAUCGUUCUGGCAACCAAGUACUCGACCGGGUACAAGCUUCACCAAAAGGACCGUCUUCAGGUCAACUACGGUGGCAAUGGCACCAAGAGUAUGCGGCUCGCCCUCGAGGACUCUCUGAAGAAACUGCAAACCAACUACGUCGAUGUCUUCUACCUCCACUGGUGGGACUUCACCGCUACUAUCGAGGAGGUCAUGCAGUCUUUGAACGAUCUGGUGGCGUCUGGGAAGGUCAUCUAUCUGGGAAUAUCCGAUGCGCCUGCCUGGGUUGUCACGAAGGCGAAUCAGUACGCACGCAUGGCUGGACUGCGUCAGUUCGUCGUGUACCAAGGCAUGUGGAGCGCGGCGUUGCGGGACUUUGAGCGAGACAUCGUUCCCAUGUGCGCGAGCGAGGGCAUGGGCAUCGCGCCGUAUGGCGUGUUGAAUCAAGGGAGGUUCCAGACCGAGGAGGGCUGGAGAGAGCGCGAGAAGCCGCACGGAGGACGAAACUACAUUCAGCCAACGGCUCGCGACAGGCAGGUUUCCAAAGUUCUGGAAACUAUGGCUGUGAAGAAGGGCGUGAAGAUACUUGAUGUUGCGCUGGCGUACGUGCGACAAAAGGCUCCGUAUGUCUUUCCCAUCGUUGGCGCUAGGACGGUCGGGCACAUUCGAGGCAGUAUCGCCGGCUUGGAGGUCAGUCUGACCGACGAAGAGAUGGAGCAGGUCGAUAAGUCUUAUGAUUUCGAUCAUGGUUUCCCCCACACAUUUUUGAGUGGCUCAUUGGUCACCGGAGAUCGUCCUUGGGGGGCUACCGGGCCGGGUGACACGUGGCUCACCAAGCAACUGGGAAACAUUGAGUGGGUUGAAGCCCUCAAACCUCUCAAGCCUUAG
Messenger RNA from Colletotrichum karsti, 1098 nucleotides. RefSeq lists its product as uncharacterized. The record is from RefSeq and is a predicted model, not a curated record. NCBI's taxonomy places the organism in Eukaryota, Fungi, Ascomycota, Sordariomycetes, Glomerellales, Glomerellaceae. The transcript has a single exon.